Molecule: messenger RNA, 3525 nt
Organism: Branchiostoma floridae (Florida lancelet)
Lineage: Eukaryota; Metazoa; Chordata; Leptocardii; Amphioxiformes; Branchiostomatidae
Exons: 25
Coding region: 138-3344 (1068 amino acids)
Biological process (GO): monoatomic anion transport; transmembrane transport
Molecular function (GO): transmembrane transporter activity
Source: RefSeq, a predicted model, not a curated record
GGCUGGCUCCACGCACUGACUCCAUUUGUGUCCAAAGGUUGGAAUCUAACAAGCUUUCACAGCAACAUUGCUACAAAGGAGACACGUUCUUUCGCUGAGCGCUCUGAGACCGUGGAAGUAAACAACUGUGGACGAAAAUGGAUGCGACAGGCAAGGACAUGACGUCAUCAGAUGCCGGUGGCAAAACUGAGACAAAGUCAAAGCGGCUAUCUGAGAAAGGAAGCUGUUGUCUGCUGGCCGACAAAUUCCCGGCUCGGUACAUCUUGUCAGUCCUGUUUUUCAUUGGACACAUCUGCCUGAUGGUAACCAGGAACGGAUUCUCUGUAGCCGUUGUUGUCAUGGUGAACAGUUCAUCAAAAGUGACACCUGCCAAUCAAAAUGUCACCUACCAGCUCUGUCAGAGCAGCGGGUCAGGAAAUGCGUCCGCUCAGAACGAUCAAGGGGAACUGGACUGGAGUGAAAGCAUAAAGGGAGUUCUUCUUGGUGCCUACUUUUACGGCUAUAUAUUCACACAGGUGGCAGGUGGCCUGUUGGAACAGAGGUUGGGCGGCAAGAUUGUGUACGGGACGGGCAUGUUGUUUUUAGCGGUCCUGAACGUUCUCAGUCCCGUAGCCUCACGAACUAGUCCUUGGGCGAUGUUUGCGGUCAGAUUCUGCAUGGGACUGGUGUCGGGAGUUCUGUUCCCCACUUUGUUCGGAAUCUGGGGCCGAUGGGCUCCUCCUACCGACAGGACAACACUUCUGGCAAUUUGCUACUUAGGGAUACCUCUUGGUAACAUCAUCAACUACCCACUGGCGUCCUUCCUAGCUGACGAGUUGGGCUGGGAGUAUAUCUUCUAUAUUCCUGGUGCUUUCGUAGCAGCCUGGCUGGUGGCAUGGCUUCUCCUGGCUUACGACUCACCUGCGAAACAUCCACGGAUCCUGGAGAAAGAACAGAAGUACAUCGAAGAGGGUAUCGGGACAAAGGGACGACAGAAACCGACAGUUCCUUGGCUGAAAAUACUCACAUCGCCUCCAGUUUGGGCACUCGUCAUUGGUCAGUUCAGUUCGAACUGGGGGGUCUUCUUUCUGGCCACCCAACUGCCGAACUACAUGAAGAAUGUGUUGGGCUUCAACAUCAGAACGAACGGCUUGCUGUCUGCUCUUCCUUUCGCCCUUAACAUGGUCUCCACGAUGGCGUCAGGUGCAGCAGCUGACCGCUUGAUUCAAGGCGGGAAAAUCCCCAAGGUGUGGAUAAGAAGGGGAUUCGUCAUCAUAGGGUUUGCUGGUAUGGUUAUCUGCGGAGUGAUCCUGGCGAACCUGAGUGGAUGUGACCCGGUCGCUGCUGUCUCCCUGCUGUGUCUUACCCAGGGUUUCAACGGGCUGACAGUGGCUGGUGUUCGCGCCGUCCAUGUUGAGUUCGCGCCCAGGUUCAGCGGUGUGACCUACGGACUGGCCAACAUGGCAGGAACGCUGUCUGGCAUCUUCGCCCCUCUGCUGGUCGGAUUUCUCACAGAUAAUUAUCCAACACCUACUGCCUGGUCCACAAUCUUCUACGUCGGAUCGGCUCUUCAGGGUGUGGGAGGGAUUGUCACCGCGGUGUUCAUGCGCACUGACGUCCAGCCUUGGGCCCGAGUUGAGGGGGACGUAGAACUUAACAUCGAGGAUAAGAAUGUCAAGCUGGCCGGCUCGAAGGACCUGGUCAUCGCGAAUGAACAUGCUGAGGUGCCGACGAUGGAUGUGGAGAUGCCGAAACUGUGGAAAAUGGGUACGACGGGAAAGGACUUGCCGUCAUCGGAUGCUGGUGGCAAAUCCGUGACAAAGUCAGAGCGGGACUCUAAGAAAGGAAGCUGUUGUCUGCUGGCCGACAAAAUCCCGGCUCGGUACGUCUUGGCAGCCUUGUUUUUCGUUGGCCACAUCUCAAUGAUGAUCUCCAGGGGCGGAUUCGCUUUAGCUGUUGUGGUCAUGGUGAACAGUUCAUCAAGAGUGACACCUGCCAAUCAAUCUGACACGUACCAGCUCUGUCCGAGCAGUGGGUCAGGAAAUACAUCCGCUCAGAACGAUCAAGGGGAACUGGACUGGAGUGAGAGCCUGAAGGGAGUCAUACUUGGCGCCUUCUUUUAUGGCUACAUCUUCACACAGGUUGUAGGUGGUGUGUUGGAGCGGAAGUUUGGCGGAAAGAUUGUGUACGGGACGAGCACUUUGGUUGGAGCAGUCCUGAACGUCCUUAGUCCCGUAGCCUCACGGACGAGUCCCUGGGCCAUCUUUGCGGUCAGAUUCUUCAUGGGGUUGGUGGCGGGAGUUAAGUUCCCCUCCCUGUACGGAAUCUGGGGUCGAUGGGCUCCUCCUACCGAAAGGACAAGACUUCUGGCAAUUUGCUACAUAGGGUUACCCCUUGGUAGCAUCAUCAACUAUCCACUGGCGUCCUUCCUAGCUGUCGAGUUGGGCUGGGAGUAUAUCUUCUAUAUUCCUGGAGCUUUCGUAGCAGCCUGGCUGGUGGCAUGGAUUCUUCUGGCUUACGACUCACCUGCGAAACAUCCACGGAUCCUGGAGGAAGAACAGAAGUACAUAGAAGAGGGUAUUGGGACAAAUAGACGACAGAAACCAAAAGUUCCUUGGCUGAAAAUUCUCACAUCGCCUCCAGUUUGGGCACUCGUCAUUGGACAGUUCAGUUCGAACUGGGGAGUCUUCUUUCUGUCCACCCAACUGCCGAACUACAUGCAGAAUGUGUUGGGAUUCAACAUCCAAACCAACGGCUUGCUGUCUGCUCUUCCUUUCGCCCUUUCCAUGGUGACCAUGAUGGCGUCAAGUGCUGCAGCUGACCGCUUGAUUCAAGGCGGGAAAAUUCCCAAGGUGUGGAUAAGAAGGGGAUUCGUUAUCACAGGGUUUACUGGCAUGGCGAUCUGCGGAUUGAUCCUGGCGAACCUGACUGGAUGUAACCCGGCCGCCGCUGUCUCCCUGCUGUGUCUUACACAGGGUUUCAACGGCCUGAUGGUGGCGGGAUUCCGUGCCGUCCAUGUUGAGUUCGCGCCCAGGUUCAGCGGAGUGACCUUCGCUCUGGCCAACAUGGGAGGAACGCUGUCUGGCAUCUUCGCCCCACUGUUGGUCGGAUUGAUCACAGAUAAUUAUCCAACCCCUGCUGCCUGGUCCACAAUCUUCUACAUAGGAGCGGCUAUUCAGGGUGUGGGAGGGAUUUUCACCGCGGUGUUCAUGCGCACUGAAGUCCAGCCUUGGUCUCGGGGAAAGGGCGACAAAGACUCUUUUGAUAAGAAUGUCGAGCUGGCCGGCUCGAAGGACCUUGUAAUCGCUAAUGAACAUGCCGAGAUGCCGACGAAGGAUGUGGAGAUGCCUAACACGAAAUUAUGAGAAGUCUUACCGUGAUUCUGCAAAUGACGAAGAAUUGUGUUGGGUAAAAUUAGGACUAGCUCGUGAUUUUAUGUGCUAUAAACACCAAUGCCAUCCACUAUUACAAAAUACUUAACAUUACGAUUCUAACAAUGAUAUACGACUGCGACGCAGAAAUAAAGACAUCGUCCUCAAGAUUAAA